Platichthys flesus (European flounder) is the source of this 1722-nucleotide messenger RNA. It is a transcript of the gene htatsf1, whose product is annotated as HIV-1 Tat specific factor 1. The coding region runs from base 165 to 1562 and encodes 465 amino acids. Gene Ontology annotation, molecular function: RNA binding. Lineage: Eukaryota; Metazoa; Chordata; Actinopteri; Pleuronectiformes; Pleuronectidae. The record is from RefSeq and is a predicted model, not a curated record. The transcript has 10 exons. Gene Ontology annotation, cellular component: U2-type spliceosomal complex; U2 snRNP. Gene Ontology annotation, biological process: mRNA splicing, via spliceosome.
GUCGGAGGGAAAAACGCUAGCAUGCGAUGAAAUAACGUAACUUACAGAAUAAAUCAAUUUAAAAAAAACUACACCAUCUAAAUAGAGGGAGUUCUCCCGGCGAGGGGAAGGAGCGCAGGCAGAUCCCACAGGUUUCGGUUUAGCCUGGAGUAUCCUUGCUGAAGAUGAGUGGGCCCUCAGAUGCCAACAAAGAGUUUAUGGAGCAGCUCCGGCAGCAGGAGCUGUACGGUCAGAAAGCUGCGGCCGGCCCUGACCCCUACACCUACACCGACCCAGAGGAUGGGACUCUGUACGACUGGGACCCUGAAAAGAAGGCCUGGUUCCCUAAAAUAACAGAGGACUUCAUCGCAGCCUACCAGGCCAACUACGGCUUCACUAAUGAUGGAGAACAGGAUCCAAACGUUGCUGCAGUGAGCGGCACUGGUCCAGACGCCCCUAAACCAGACAGCAAGUCCUCAGAAAAGAAGAAAGCAGGAGACGCCACUCAGAAACUGACUCCAGACGAGAAGGACGCUGCAGCCAAGGAGAAAGGGGAGAAGAGGAAAGCAGAGGCAGGAUGGUUUGAUAUUGAUGACAACAAAAACACCAACGUGUAUGUGUCAGGUCUGCCCCCGGACAUCAGCAACGAAGAGUUCGCCGAACUAAUGACUAAGUGUGGAAUUGUGAUGCGGGAUCCCAUUACUGAGGAGUUCAAGGUCAAACUCUACAAGGACAAAGAAGGGAAUCUGAAGGGAGACGGCCUCUGCUGCUACCUCAAGAAGGAGUCGGUGGCAUUGGCUUUGCGUCUGAUUGACGAGUCCGAGGUCAGAGGUUACCGACUCCACGUGGAAGCGGCCCAGUUCGAGCUGAAGGGCCAGUACGACGCCAGUAAGAAGAAGAAGAAGAACAAAGAUUAUAAGAAAAAGAUGCAGCAGCAACAGAAACAGUUGGACUGGAGGCCAGAGAAGAAAGGAGAAUUGAGAAAGAGACAUGAAAAAGUCGUCAUCAUCAGGAACAUGUUCCAUCCCAGCGACUUUGAGGAAGAUCCACUGGUGCUGAAUGAGUAUCGUGACGAUCUGCGGUCUGAGUGUGAGAAGUUCGGGGAGGUGAAGAAGGUCAUCCUCUUUGACAGACACCCAGAUGGCGUCGCAUCAAUCGCGUUCAAGGAGCCCGAACAAGCCGAUGCAUGUAUUCUGUCGUUCAAUGGUCGCUGGUUUGGAGGAAAGCAGCUGUCUGCCGAGCUUUGGGACGGAACGACAGACUAUCAGGUGGAAGAGACGGCACGAGAGCGAGAGGAGCGACUGAAGGGCUGGUCAACUUUCCUGGAGACGGACGAUCAAGGCAAGAAGAUCCCCAAACCUGCAGAGACGGACACUGCCACAGAACCUACAGGGCCCACCGACCCAGCAGAGCCCAAACCUCACCCGGAGACAGCAGAGCCCAAACAGCAUCCGGAGACAGCAGAGCCCAAACAGCACCCGGAGACAGCAGAGCCCAAACAGCACCAGGAGACAAAACCACAGCCGGAGCAGGACCUGGACUCCACAGACAGCAGCAUGGAAGGAAGCGACGAGGAAGCUUAGUUAUUCACAUUCACAACUUUGGUCUCCAUGGCAGCCAAGUAGGACAGUUGAGCUUGAGUGGACUGCUGAACAGGUCUGUGUUGAUCGGGGGAGGAGCGAUUUGGACUGUAUGAGCUGUUUUGUUAUGUAGAAUAAUAAAAUACUGAUUUUUCUCCUGUUA